UCACCUGUCCGUCCUGACACUCAUCUGUCACCCAUCUGUCUAGCCAGCCGGCCAUCUGUCCUUCUCAACGCUCGCUUUCUUUACCCCUUUGAGUCUCUCACCGGAGGUACAAUGUCGCCACACUACGGUAGUUACCGCAGCCGUUAUGGUGGUCCACGCAGACCUCACUACAGCAAGCGGCAAAGAGAUCUUAUAAGGCAGGGUAUCAAUCCUUUAGUGCAGCCACCUCCGCAGCAACGCAACAACCUCAAUCCAAACCCAGUAUCAACCCCCACAACAUCGGCCCAAAACAUCCAAAAUGCGAACGGAUCCUCUGCCCAAGACACAGCGAACGGGGCUGAUAGGGAUGAGCAUGGAAACGGGACUCACACACCCGCGCGCCGCUCUUGCACACGGAACGAGCGUUACCCUGCCCGGAGUCGCCGCAACGUGGUCGAGGAAGACGAGGAAGAGGAGGAAAGUAAAGAUCAUAUAACUCCCAAUCCGCGCCGCUCUGGUGCAAAUCGUGCACAGAGUAAGUCCCUGAACGCCCGGAGUCGCCACACCGUGGUUCCUAAUUCAGAGAGCGAUCCAUCUCUCUCAAAGCUGUUUUAA
Periconia digitata is the source of this 594-nucleotide messenger RNA. NCBI's taxonomy places the organism in Eukaryota, Fungi, Ascomycota, Dothideomycetes, Pleosporales, Periconiaceae. The record is from the annotation of a GenBank genome assembly.